Messenger RNA from Tigriopus californicus, 815 nucleotides. RefSeq names its product alpha-crystallin B chain-like. The transcript is spliced from 3 exons. NCBI's taxonomy places the organism in Eukaryota, Metazoa, Arthropoda, Copepoda, Harpacticoida, Harpacticidae. Gene Ontology annotation, molecular function: protein folding chaperone. The record is from RefSeq and is a predicted model, not a curated record. Gene Ontology annotation, biological process: protein refolding; response to heat. Bases 1 to 651 code for a protein of 216 amino acids.
AUGUCUUCUUCUAUGGUGCCCAUUUCCCUCCGAGAUCCCUUCUUUGAAGACUCCUACUUUUCCACCUCUCGACAAGAAUUCGAAUCCAUGAGACGAGACAUGAUGAGAGAGGCCAAGGAUUUUUGGAACAAGGUCGAUGAUGAUACGUUGGAUCUCCGUGAGCCCUAUACUCGAAGGACCACCACACUCACGUCAGCCCCUGAAGAGUCGAUUACCAGCCGUCGAUACUCGUCACGAGAUGUAAGCAAUCCAGCCACAAGCUUACCCAGUUGGUUCAUGCCGCGUUCCCUCAGGGAGACAACGGGGGGAGGUUUUUCAACUGGUGAUAGACAAGUCAUGAGGAUCAAAGAGGAUGACCAAAAAUUCGAGAUCACGCUCAAUGUUCAUGAUUAUCGGCCCGAAGAAUUAAAGGUGAGAACCCAACCAGAUAACACCAUCAUCAUUGAGGGCAAACAUGAAGAACGAGCCAAGGAUGACAAGCCAGGAAAUAACAAUUACAAUGCCGUACUCCAACAAUUCAGCCGACAAUACACGUUGCCGCCGACUUGUGUGCCACAUCGGGUGGUUUCCAAUUUAUCCCGAGACGGAGUUUUGGUGGUGACCGCACCCAAAGAUGCCAACAAGGACAGAAACAUCCCCAUCAGACAGUAGCACUGUCAGAGAGAAAGUAUAAUCGAGAGUCGCAUCCCUGCCAACAAGUUUAUACCAAGCACGAGCACAAUGAAUGAUAAUAAGUACCUAACAUCGACAGUUUUGGAAUUCUUCGGAACUUUGAUCCAAGCUAAAUAAGACGCGGUCACGCAACCUAACACCCA